CUGUUACAACGAAAUAGAAAUGACCAUGACAAGAAACAGUGUUUUCUCUUCAAUGGAAUCUGUGUUUGCUCACUUAUGUUUUUGGGAUUUAGCUUUUGCAUUCUUAGGGUUGUUUGUUUUCAGUUGUAUACGAGAAAAACUCACCAAUAAUGGCCCAAUGCUAUGGCCUGUUUUAGGGAUCAUGCCAACUAUGCUUCUCCAUAUCAACGAUACGCUAAAUUUUGGCACCAGAGCUUUGAUCAGAGCCGGCGGGACUUUCCGUUACAGGGGUGUAUGGAUGGGAGGAGCUCAUGGAGUCAUGACGGCUGACCCUGUCAACAUUGAGUAUAUACUCAGGACAAAUUUCACGAACUUCCCCAAAGGAAAAUACUAUAGGGAGAGAUUUCAGGAUUUGCUUGGAGACGGUAUUUUCAAUGCUGAUUAUGAAUUAUGGAAGGAACAAAGGAGAACAGCGAAAAUGGAGAUGCAUUCUAGCAGGUUCAUCGAUCAUUCACUUCGAACAAUGCAAGAUCUUGUGCACCUGAAGCUGUUGAAACUAACUGAAAAGCUUGUAAGGUCAGAAGAUAGUUUUGAUUUGCAAGAAAUGCUGCUUCGUUUCACGUUUGAUAAUAUUUGUACUGCAGCUUUUGGGGUCGAUCCAGGGUAUUUAAACCUGGAUUUACCUGAAGUUCCCUUUGCAAAAGCUUUUGAAGAAGCUACAGAGCUCACUUUGAACAGAUUCUUGGUGCCACUUUUCGUGUGGAAAACCAUGAAGCUCUUUGGAAUAGGAUAUGAGAAAAGGCUUCGGACAGCAAUUGAAUUUGUCCAUGAAUUUGCUGAUGAGACGGUACGGAAAAGAAGGAACGAGCUAAUUAAGCUUGGUAGCUUAAAUGACCAAUCUGAUCUUUUAUCUAGGCUCAUGGACAUUGUACCCACUGAAGAUGGAAAGAACCAACAACAAUUCCCAGAUAAGUAUUUCAGGGAUUUCUGUGUAAGUUUCAUUCUUGCAGGAAGAGACACAACUUCUGUAGCAUUGGCAUGGUUUUUUUGGUUAGUACACAGCAACCCAGACGUGGAAAGCAAAAUUCUGAGAGAGAUCAAUGAGAUAUUGAGUCAUCGCAAUCGCAAUUGCGAAAAUGGAAAUGAUAAUGACAUUCUUUUCGCCAUAGAAGAAUUAAAUAAUAUGGUUUAUCUCCAAGCUGCGUUGUCUGAAUCCAUGAGGCUUUACCCAUCGGUGCCAACUGAAAUCAAAGAAGUGAUAGAAGAUGAUGUGCUGCCUGAUGGUUCUGUAGUUAAGAAGGGUGCUCGAGUUCUCUAUUGCAUCUUCUCAAUGGCUAGAAUGGAGUCCGUAUGGGGGAAAGAUUGCUUGGAAUUCAAGCCAGAGAGAUGGAUCAAUAAGGAUGAGAAAUUUGCGAGUGCGAAUCAGUUCAAAUACGCGGUGUUUAAUGCCGGUCCGAGGUCAUGCUUGGGGAAGAAAUUUGCGUACUUGCAGAUGAAGAUGGUGGCUGCUUCAAUCUUGCUAAGGUACUGUGUUAAGGUAGUUGAAGGUCAUAAUGUUGUUCCAAAAAUGACAACCACACUAUACAUGAAGAACGGGUUGAUGGUGACUCUUAAGCCUAGACUGCCAUAUAAAUUCUAGUGCGCAGUAUUGCUGUAAUUAGUGUAUCGAAUAAUAGUGGUUUAAUUAGGCCUAGCGAGCGAGUCGCAGUUGUUAUUCGUAUGAGCCUUUUCCGUGAUGAAUUGGGAGCAUGUAAUAAUUUCUUGU
Ricinus communis (castor bean) is the source of this 1744-nucleotide messenger RNA. RefSeq names its product cytochrome P450 86B1. The record is from RefSeq and is a predicted model, not a curated record. Gene Ontology annotation, molecular function: heme binding; monooxygenase activity; oxidoreductase activity, acting on paired donors, with incorporation or reduction of molecular oxygen. The transcript has a single exon. Bases 20 to 1618 code for a protein of 532 amino acids. NCBI's taxonomy places the organism in Eukaryota, Viridiplantae, Streptophyta, Magnoliopsida, Malpighiales, Euphorbiaceae.